Molecule: messenger RNA, 3702 nt
Organism: Serinus canaria (Common canary)
Lineage: Eukaryota; Metazoa; Chordata; Aves; Passeriformes; Fringillidae
Product: noggin-2-like
Exons: 1
Coding region: 1-633 (210 amino acids)
Biological process (GO): negative regulation of BMP signaling pathway; negative regulation of cell differentiation; dorsal/ventral pattern formation
Source: RefSeq, a predicted model, not a curated record
AUGACGGCGAUCCGGGCGCUGCUGCUCUGCCUCUGCCUGGGGCUGCCGGCGGGCGGGCAGCCCUUCCUGCGCCUGCGACCCUCGCCCAGCGACAACCUGCCCGUCAAGGACAUCGUGGAACACCCGGACCCCGAGUACGACCCCAAGGAGCAGGACCUGGACGAGAGGACGCUGAGGAAGAAGCUGGGCAGCCAUUUCGACCCCGGCUUCAUGGCCGUGGCCGUGCCGGGGUCGGCCAACGCCUCGGGCGCCGCGGCGGCGGCGGGGCGGGGGCGGGCGGCGCUGCCGGCCGAGCUGCGGCGGCUGGAGCUGGGGCCGCCCCGGGGCCCGCGCCUGCGGCUGGGCAAGAAGGCGCGGCGGAAGGUGCUGCAGUGGCUGUGGGCGCACACCCACUGCCCCGUCUUCUACGCCUGGAAGGACCUGGGGGUGCGCUUCUGGCCGCGCUACAUCAAGGAGGGCAACUGCCUGGCCGAGAAGUCCUGCUCGCUGCCCGAGGGCAUGUUCUGCAAGCCCGUCAAGUCGGUCACCAAGACCUUCCUGCGCUGGCAUUGCCAGGGCUGGUCCAGUCAGAAGUACUGCACCUGGAUCCCCGUGCAGUACCCGCUCAUCUCCGAGUGCAAGUGCUCCUGCUAAGCCGCCCCGGCCCCUUGCACUGCCGCCCUCCUCCUCCGGAUCACUUUAGCCGGGGUGGGGUGGGGGGGAGGUUUUUCGGGUGGUUUUUUUUUCGUUUUUUUUUUUUUUUUUGGAGGGGUGGGGUUUUUUCGGAUAGUUUUUUUGGGAGGUAAAUUUUUUUCCCACCCCCCCAGAGCGAAGUGGGAGAAGAUGAACUGCUUUGGAGGUUUUUAUUUUUUGGUUUUUUUUUUUUUUGUUUGAUUGGUUGGUUUUUGUUUUUAUUUGGGGGGGGGGUUGUUCGGGUGGUGGGUUGUUUUUUUUUUUUGGUGGUUGUUGUUUGAUUUUUUUUUUUGUUAAUUUUUUUUUCACUUGGACUUCUUUUAAUAUUAUUUUUUCAAAAGGGGGGAAGCGAACCCAGGAACUGCAGGGCAGGCCAAAGGCACAGUAAAGCACUACAGUCAGAUGUCUAUUUUUAUACGUAUAUAGCCUUCUAACAAAAGGAAAAUUUAAAAAAAAAACUUAAAAAAAGGAAAAAAAACCUACCAGCCGUGUAAAUAGAGAGAUUUUAAAGGAAAAGGUGGGGAAAUUGCAGCUGUUUUUUUUAUUAUUAUUAUAAUUAUUAUUAUUAUUAUUUUAAAGACAUAGGACCACAUUUUAAACCCAUCCCCACAGAACCCAAGCACUUCCCUGCCGAAGGGAAGGGCAAAAAUUUCUUGUAAAGAUGUUUUUAUCAAAAGGAGAAAAGGGGCAGAGGGUGUAAAAAAAGAAAAACAAGAACCGCAGCAUCCCCAAAUGGUUGUUUCUCUGUGCUGUAUUUUUUUAAUCUUCUUCAGAUCUUGUCACUGAUGUUUGAACUAAUUUGCCAAGCUCUCUAGUGUUUUUUUUUAAAAAGUGCAUAACAAUUAAUUAAGAAGGAAAUUUUAAAGAAAAGUACAAAUCUAUGAAAGAGUGGAAUUGUUUUUUGUGUGGGAAUACAUAUAGUGGUGUAGAGAUGUUAAAGGAAAUUUUCUGUGUACAGUUUAUUUAUUUUUAACGUUUGUGUAUAGGAAAAAAAAAGCUAGAGAUUAUGCCAGAAACUAUUGGAAAUGUUUACUUGAAUAUUCCUUUUAAAACAUAUCAAUGUAAAUAUGAGCUAUCACUGAUCAAAACAUUUUUAGCAAUAAACUCUAUCUUUGAAGAAAAACCCCAUGCUGCACUCCAGCUCUCUGGGAGACCAGCGGAAAUUCGGAUUCUUACUCAGAGCAGGUGCUGAGUAAAGGGCUUUGCCUGGGCCACGCUGGCGUAAAUCACGAGAUGCCCCAAAAGUCGGGACAGCUCCUCCGGUUUCUGUCUCUCCGGGAUUCCGCUCUGGGAUUUCUUUGCGUGUUAUAACUAUAACCUGUUGGGGAGAGAGAAAAAUACCGACGGGAGAGAAAUGUCUCAUAACGCAUACAAGAGCUGCGAUGUCCCGGACUGGAGGUGUCACCUGAAAUCCUUGGGAGAUUCCGCGCUCUGCGGCUCUUGGAUUCGGCUCUCCCGCUGGCAGAGGAAGCGGUCGAGGUUGCUGCCCCGGGCAUCAAAGCGCCUGACACAGCUUGGCAGCCCCGCGUGUGUCGGAACAAAUGUUUUUUCUCGGCUGCCGCUACUAGCAGAUGGAAGGAUGGAGACAAGCCCUGCGCCCCGACCUGCUGCCGCGACGGAGCCCCGGGUCCGCAUCCCUGCCCGCAGCGCCGCUGGGGUGUGCGGGGGCAGCAGAGCCUGCGGUGGCGGGUAGUGCCCGCAGCUCCUGCGCUGGUGCCAGGCCGAUCCCCGCACUCCCGCCGGAGCUCACGGACCCAGGGCAAGGCAGAAACGGGACAGCUCCACACGGGCGGGCUCCGACAGCCGGGCUGGGGAGGAGCCCGGCACCGGAGAGCGAGGGCACUGGCAGUGUGAGCCCGCUGCCGACAGAGAUCUGUCUGUCAGUCGGUCACAGGGCUUGGAGCACGGCCCUGACGGGCUGCCAGGCCAUUCCCUUGCGUGUUCUGCGUGGGCUGCUGGUGCUGGAGGGGAAGGUCUGGCCAUUCCCGCUGGUGAACGAAAUGUGUCUGAAACGUGCCCAAAAUGUGCCCAGCAUCCCUGAGGAAAAAUCCCUGCUUCCAAAGGCCCUGGCCAGUGAAGAGAUGUUCUCCCCCAAGGCAGCUGUGGAGCAGCAAGGAGACCCUGCCCCUGUCCAGCUUAGCAUGCAGCACAGGAGAGCAGCAUGACACCAAGCCCAUGGGAAGGCACCAGGACCCUCCAAGGGGUCUGGCUUGUAUCCCUCCAUCAUCGUCUGAGGGAACUGAGUUCCAGCAAGUCCCAUGAAGCAGGUCUGCAGAGCCUGGAGGUCACAGAUUGAAGCUGAAACAGGGAGAGAGUUGUUGAGGUGGGCAUGGUGGGGACAAGGCAAGAGGGACAGCGACAUCCCAUAGCCCACAUCCCUGAAGAGUCCUGCAGCCAUUCCCUCAUCCCUUUUUGAGGAGGCAGGUUGGCCUUUCCACACAUUUGCCAGUGAGGGAUCGGGGAAGGGGGAGAUGCAGAGGGCAGGGUGAAAACGAGACUUCGGCAAAGACAAUGUGCAAAACAUCAGGGGCAUUUCAGAGAGAAAGGGGAAAGCUCAUUUUGCAAGAGGAACAACAUCUGUGGUGUGGGGGCCGAACAUCUGUAGGAAGGAGCAUGAGGGGAAGGCAUUCUGGGAAAAUAUUUCUGACAUAAUCCCAACAGUAUCUGGUGUGUUGGGAUUUGGUUACAAAUGGCCCUCUAACGUCUUUAAGCGUUUUGUUCUGCUGGUUCCAGGGGCACACAGAGACCCCUGCUUUGUGCUAACCUGGGAAAUAAACCAUUCGCUGGGCUCAAUGGCUGAGUUCAGUUGCGCGAGGAGGGGGGCUGGGAAAGGGGAAGGCGAGAUUUGUGUGAACUCAGCAAAAACCAGCCUAAAAGCCUCCAUGCCAUGUGCUGGAGGGAGGAGGGGGGCUGCCUCUGUCUCUGGGGAGAACUCAGUGGUCCCGCUUGAGAUGAUGGCUUGUCUGGAGGUGAAAGCGUGAGAGCUGAGAGCCAAGGUGCUCAGUGAGGGCCGGGGCUGGGGAGCAGAGG